Hydractinia symbiolongicarpus is the source of this 2837-nucleotide messenger RNA. RefSeq names its product DNA topoisomerase 3-beta-1-like. Gene Ontology annotation, cellular component: nucleus. Lineage: Eukaryota; Metazoa; Cnidaria; Hydrozoa; Anthoathecata; Hydractiniidae. Gene Ontology annotation, biological process: DNA topological change. The transcript is spliced from 16 exons. The record is from RefSeq and is a predicted model, not a curated record. The coding region runs from base 27 to 2729 and encodes 900 amino acids. Gene Ontology annotation, molecular function: DNA binding; DNA topoisomerase type I (single strand cut, ATP-independent) activity.
UUUAGAUAAUAUAAAUAUUUUAGACAAUGAAAACUGUAUUGAUGGUUGCGGAAAAGCCUUCUCUGGCAUUAUCCAUAGCUAAGAUAUUAUCGAAUAAUAGUUGCAACACACGAAAAGGAGCAUCACAGUCUUGUGCUAUCCAUGAAUACACUGGUACUUUUCAAAGAGAGUCAGUCAGAUUUAAAAUGACAUCUGUUUGUGGACAUGUCAUGGCGCUUGAUUUUAAAGGAUAUUACAAUAACUGGGAUAGUGUGGAACCUAUAGAACUGUUUGAUGCUGCUACACGUAAGAAAGAGGCUAUGGAAAACCUUCAUAUUCCAAAACACCUUGAACAAGAGGGUAAAGGGAUAGAUUACUUGGUACUGUGGCUUGAUUGUGAUAAAGAAGGGGAGAACAUAUGUUUCGAGGUUAUUGACUGUGUUAAGCCAGUAAUGAAAUCAAAAGCUUACAACGAACAGGCUGUAUACAGAGCGCAUUUCUCAGCGAUUACUGAUAAAGACAUAAAGAAAGCUAUGCAGAAUCUUGGUGAACCAAACAAAAACGAAGCAUUAUCAGUUGAUGCUAGACAAGAACUUGAUCUUCGUAUUGGUUGCGCUUUUACAAGAUUUCAAACACGAUUUUUUCAGGGGAAAUAUGGAAAUCUUGACAGUUCACUCAUCUCUUUUGGUCCAUGUCAAACACCAACUCUCGGAUUUUGUGUUGACAGACAUGAUCAAAUUCAAACUUUCAAACCAGAAACAUAUUGGAAACUGCAGAUUACAAUUAAGCCAGGAUUUCAAGUUGAUUGGGACCGUGUGAGAGUAUUUGAUAAAGAAAUAGCCAAUGUCUUCUUAAGUCUUGUGAAAGCAGAAAAAAAUGCAAAAGUUGUGUCAAUUAAAGAGAAAGAAAAAACGAAGCAAAGACCUCAGGCAUUAAAUACAGUUGAACUACUUCGUGUCGCCUCGUCUGCGCUCGGAAUUGGUCCACAGCAAACUAUGCAUUUUGCGGAAAAGUUGUACAUUCAGGGUUAUAUCAGCUACCCAAGAACAGAGACGACACACUAUCCCGAGAAUUUUGACAUCACAGCACCUUUACGACAGCAGUCAUCUAGCUCCAGUUGGGGCGAACAUGUGCGGGAUUUACUGAAGACAGGGUACACCAAACCACGUAAAGGCGCUGACGCGGGUGACCAUCCUCCAAUCACGCCAAUGAAGGCGGCAUCUUAUUCUGAACUUAGUGGAGAUGCGUGGCGUGUGUAUGAAUAUAUUGUACAACAUUUCAUUGGAACUGUUAGUCCUGAUUGUGUAUACAAACAAAAAGUAAUAACUUUUCUUAUCAAUGGAGAAAAAUUUACCUGUGAAGGGAAGACGGUUACAAAACCAGGUUUUACUGCUGUUAUGCCAUGGCAGGCAAUACCACAAGGAGAAAGCUUGCCUCACUUAUCAGAAAAUCAAACUUGUGAAAUACAAGAGACAAAAUUGGUUGAAAAACAAACAUCGCCACCAGACUACCUCACUGAAGCCGAACUGAUUACGUUAAUGGAGAAGCAUGGUAUUGGCACGGAUGCUAGUAUCCCGGUACACAUAAACAAUAUUUGUCAGAGAAAUUACGUCACGAUAGAAUCUGGAAGAAGAUUAGUACCCACUCCCCUUGGUAUUGUGUUAGUUCAUGGUUACAAAAAGAUUGAUCCGCAGCUUGUCCUACCUACCAUGCGUGCUGCAGUAGAAAAGCAGUUGAAUCUGAUUGCAAAUGGGAAAGCUGACUACAGAGCCGUGUUAAGACAUUCCAUCGAUAUCUUUGAACGCAAGUUUGAUUACUUUAUGAAACACAUCGACAACAUGGACCAGUUGUUUGAGUGUUCCUUCACAAAGUUGUCUGAAACUGGCAAACCGAUGACAAGAUGCGGAAAAUGUCGACGCUACAUGAAGUAUAUCGACGCGAGACCAUAUCGGCUUCAUUGUAGCACGUGUGAAGAAACUUAUAACUUACCUCAAGAUGGUUUUGUCAAGUUGUUUCAGGAGUUGAAAUGUCCCCUGGAUGAAUUCGAACUGUUGUUAUGGUCAAAAGACGGAAAUUCAAAGAGUUAUCCUUUAUGUCCAAACUGUUACACUACUCCACCGUUCAAAGACAUGAGCAACAAGAGUGGAUGCAAUCAAUGCACUCAUCCCACAUGUAAGCAUUCAUCCAAACAGCUAACAGUCGCUGACUGUCCUUUCUGUGAGAGCGGGGUGAUCGUUUUAGAACCGUUUACAGCUCCAAAAUGGCGCAUGUCAUGCAAUAAAUGCUCUUCGUGCUGGACUGUCUGUAAAAAUGCUUUGAAGAUACUGAUCUCCACGGAGGAGUGUGAUCAAUGCCAAGGUGCAUUAAUAGACGUCACCUUUCCAAAGGAAAAGACUCCUCUCCCUGAUGGUAGAACGAAAAUAAAAGGAUGUCCAAUGUGUGAUAGCGCGCUUGUUCCGAUGGUAAAAAACAUUAGUUUGAGUGAUAACACCAAUCGCCCAUUUGGUAAUAGAGGACGCGGUCGCGGUCGUGGUGCAAGCCGAGGUGGUCGUGGUGGAACAGGCGGUAGGGGCGCGACCCGUCGUGGUGGUGGACGUGGAAGUGGCGAAAAAGGUGGUGGCGAAAGAGGCGGAAGAGGUGGUGGUGGAAGAGGGCGUCGGGGCAGGGGGCGUGGUGGGAGUCGAGAUAAUGAUGAAAGUUAUUCCAGACCCAAAACUACUCAUAAUUUAGCAGAUUUUUUAAAUUUCUAAUUCAUGAAUUGGAUUUAUUUAUUUCUAAAUUUUUAAAUAUAUACCUUGUGUUAAUUUUUAUUUUGUUACACUUCUCCGUUUACAUCCGUUUCGCCGUGAUUCUGAUUU